Phanerochaete carnosa HHB-10118-sp is the source of this 580-nucleotide messenger RNA. RefSeq lists its product as uncharacterized. Bases 1 to 492 code for a protein of 163 amino acids. Lineage: Eukaryota; Fungi; Basidiomycota; Agaricomycetes; Polyporales; Phanerochaetaceae. The transcript has 4 exons. The record is from RefSeq and is a predicted model, not a curated record.
AUGAUUUGGAUGAAGACCUACCGGUUCUACAAACAAGCGAGAUCGUUUAACAUCAGUCUCCGCUCGUUACCUGUCUCAUCCGUGACGGCACAGCCUACUUCUUGUAAAUCUCAUCCCUUGAUCAUCUUCACCAUUACCCUGCUUAUACUCGCCGACAGUAUUAUCCUGGCCCUGAAUAUUUCCCAAAUUCUGGCCAUUGCGUUUAGCUCCACAGACAUCUCUAUAGUCACAAGUACAAUGUCACAAAUCCUGAUUUGCCGAUUCAUGAUGAAUCUGCGGCAAAUAAAUUUCGGAGGAUCUGCUACUUCUGAAGUCGAGAUAUCUCAGCAGCCAGCUUCGUUGCGCACGCUGGCAUUCAACCACGACUCAACACCGAGUUUCAUGGGAAACAUGGGCGAACCUUUGGACUACGACCAGGAUGACAGGGACGACGAUGUUCCUGUCAGCGACGAGCAGCCUAUUCCGCACUCUGGAGAAGGGUCAGACGUCUGAUCGGGCAUCCUGCGGUUUUAUGGCGGGAUUAUCAAGAAUCUCACUGCAUGAGACGUUGUUGAUGUGAAUUCGCGUCCUUGGGCUUUUU